AAACCUAUCCUCGAGCAAGACAACCUCUUCCAUCCUCUCUCCUCCUCUCCCAUCCCCGCUCUUCGCCAAAGAGCAGAACGAAUCAAACGCCUGGCGCCCUGCCCCGUUCAUCUCCGUCGCGGUCAGCGCGUAGCAGUCAACUUUGACUGCCCAGAGUGUGGCUGGCCGACACACUACUCGGAGAAGGAGUGGGCCCAGGACUCCGAGCACGGCAGAUAUAUCCUGCGGUUGCGCGAGGCCAACGAGGAUGAGCACGACCUUCGCUCAGGGAGGGAGAUGACCGAGUUCCGCAUGCCUGGGCCGCAAGGAUUCGAGGAGGCCAUCAAUAUGAGUUCGUGGGACGUCUUCUUUUACACGAGGAACUUCCCUUCCAUCGAGACGGAGCGAUCAAGGAGGCACGUGAGCAAGUUGUUGACGUUCCCAACCACAGUGGGGGCGGUCCUGCACGAGAAUAGUCCGUACACGACGAGGAACAGGCGAUUGACGAGGGAGGGCAUGCGAAGUUUUUUGGCUCUGAGGCAGAUGCUGCACCCCAAGUUGGGGGCGAGGCCGAGCUUGGACUCGGUGAGGGUCUUUGUGGUGGGAGCGAGGGCGGAGAGCACGCUGCCGCCCAACAUCUGGGAUCAGCUACGCUUCAUGUUCCCCGGAGUCAACUUCCACCUCUACUUGAUCGGGCCAGAGGUCACGUUGCCACAAGAUUCGAUGACUUCCUCUUUCACUGCUGGCGCGGCGUCACCCGGCUCCUCCUCCUCAUCAUCCCCAGCCGUUACAGAGGAGCGACCGCAUCGCACCCGCACCUCCAACUACGGCCCCAAUGCACCAAGUCGCACGUUGGUCAUCUCUGAGGGUCUGACUAUGACCUUCAUUCAAUGCAACUACGAAGAGGUCCACCACCAGAUGGAGCCCUUCGACCCGUACACGGACGUAUUCUUUGCCUUUUCGCCAGGCUUUGGAUUCCCGUCGCAGAGGGCAUACGACCGACCGGUCAGCGAGGAGGACGAUGCCGCAGUGUCGAGCAGCUCCUCUUCAACAGAAGCAGCGUCAGCAUCAGCAGCAUCAGCGAAGUCAGCACAGCAGCCAACAGAAGGCGGUCGCCUCGACCCGGUCGCUGCGCAAUUCGAGUCGAGCCAGGAGACGGAUACGGCUGCGGCCGCAGAGGCGCCACGCUCAGCGACCGAGAGGCUACCAAAGGCGGACGCGACUGUGUCUUAUCAACAGCAAAAGGAGGAGCAGCGGGCGCGAGACCAAGAGGCAAAGGCAGCAGAACAAGACACAUCGGCCUCAUCCUCAACAGAGCCAGAGACGCCAGGCGCCCGCCCUUACUCCUCUCUUCCCACUCUUCCACCCCUCCUCCAAGCCCAAUCCGAAUGGGCGUCCGCCCUGACCUCAAUGCUUUCCACCAAGUGCCCUCUAAUCAUGACGGGCUUCUCCCCCGCCGACGUGCGCAGGGACGUGGAGGCCUUCGAAUCGGUAGAGGGGAUCAGGGGAGAGUUUGAGUGGCUGAUUACGCCUGGAGAGAAUGUGUUCGGCAGCUUGAGUUGGAGUGUGGCCGACUUUGACACGAGGGUAGCUGUGAGGGCCAACUGGGGCGUGUGGGCCGUCAGAGGGAAGAGGUACGACUUGGAAGGGCCAGGGGCGUAU
This is a messenger RNA of Jaminaea rosea, 1641 nucleotides long. RefSeq lists its product as hypothetical. The record is from RefSeq and is a predicted model, not a curated record. The transcript has a single exon. Lineage: Eukaryota; Fungi; Basidiomycota; Exobasidiomycetes; Microstromatales. Gene Ontology annotation, cellular component: extrinsic component of mitochondrial inner membrane. The annotation marks the transcript as partial.